UAAAUUCGGCGCCCCAUAUUUUUCUAGGGUUUCUCCGUAUCAUCUCAUCUCAUCUCAUCUGCCGCCAAAACCAAAAGGGGGGCGACCGAAGUAGAGCCCGAAUCCGAAAUGGGAAAAGGAACGGGGAGUUUUGGAAAGAGGAGGAACAAGACUCACACGCUCUGCGUCCGCUGCGGUCGCCGGAGCUUUCACCUCCAGAAGAGCCGGUGCGGAUCCUGCGGCUUCCCCGCUGCCCGAAUCCGCAAGUAUAAUUGGAGUGUGAAGGCUAUUAGGAGGAAGACAACAGGCACUGGAAGGAUGAGGUAUCUUCGUCAUUUGCCUCGAAGGUUCAAGAGCAAUUUCAGAGAAGGAACUCAAGCUACACCAAAGCAGAAGACUGCUGCUGCAUCUGCUUCUUUUUAGUGUGGAGUGGGGACUAUCUAUAGGUUGUUUCUAUCUAUCCGCUGCGUCCUAUCUAGGGUUUCAUUUGAUUGAGUUUGGACUCAUCGCAUUACUUUUUGUUAGUUCAAAUUGCAACUUAUGUAUUUUGAUGUUAAAUAUUUGGAGAUCUGGACCGUUUUAUUUUGAUAUCUGUGUUUUGCUUA
Asparagus officinalis (garden asparagus) is the source of this 584-nucleotide messenger RNA. RefSeq names its product 60S ribosomal protein L37-1-like. The transcript has 4 exons. The coding region runs from base 109 to 402 and encodes 97 amino acids. Gene Ontology annotation, cellular component: cytosolic large ribosomal subunit; ribosome. Gene Ontology annotation, biological process: translation. The record is from RefSeq and is a predicted model, not a curated record. NCBI's taxonomy places the organism in Eukaryota, Viridiplantae, Streptophyta, Magnoliopsida, Asparagales, Asparagaceae. Gene Ontology annotation, molecular function: RNA binding; structural constituent of ribosome.